This is a messenger RNA of Cygnus olor (mute swan), 4948 nucleotides long. RefSeq names its product p21 (RAC1) activated kinase 3 (gene PAK3). NCBI's taxonomy places the organism in Eukaryota, Metazoa, Chordata, Aves, Anseriformes, Anatidae. Gene Ontology annotation, biological process: regulation of axonogenesis; regulation of MAPK cascade; protein phosphorylation. Gene Ontology annotation, molecular function: ATP binding; protein serine/threonine kinase activity. Gene Ontology annotation, cellular component: cytoplasm. The record is from RefSeq and is a predicted model, not a curated record.
UACAGAGCAGAGAACAUCAGGUUUCUGGCACUUCUCUGCAGGGAGACAGGGAGGCUGUGAGGUCUGCUGAAGAUGUCCGAUAGUCUGGAUAUUGAAGAGAAACCUCCAGCCCCACCGUUGAGAAUGAACAGCAACAAUCGCGAUUCUUCAGCACUAAACCACAGUUCAAAACCGCUCCCCAUGGCCCCUGAGGAGAAGAACAAGAAAGCCAGGCUUCGCUCCAUCUUCCCAGGAGGAGGGGAUAAAACCAAUAAGAAGAAAGAGAAGGAACGUCCGGAGAUCUCUCUUCCUUCAGACUUUGAACACACGAUUCACGUGGGGUUUGAUGCCGUCACUGGAGAAUUCACAGGCAUUCCAGAGCAGUGGGCCAGGCUACUACAGACCUCCAACAUAACAAAACUAGAGCAGAAGAAGAACCCACAAGCAGUUCUUGACGUCCUCAAAUUUUAUGAUUCCAAAGAAACAGUUAACAACCAGAAAUAUAUGAGCUUUACAUCAGGAGAUAAAAGCGCCCAUGGAUACAUAGAAGCCCAUCCUUCGGUGAGUCACAAAACAGCAUCAGAACCCCCGUUAGCGCCUUCUGUUUCUGAAGAAGAGGAUGAAGAAGAUGAGGAAGAGGAAGAUGACAAUGAACCUCCGCCUGUUAUUGCACCACGGCCUGAACAUACAAAAUCAAUCUACACUCGCUCUGUAAUUGAACCUGUCGCUGCACCAGCACCGGCUAAAGAAGCCACAACUCCCCAGCCUGAAAACUCGAACACAAAUACUCUGUACAGAAACACAGACCGGCAGCGGAAAAAGUCCAAGAUGACAGACGAGGAGAUCCUAGAGAAACUGAGGAGCAUAGUGAGUGUGGGAGACCCUAAGAAGAAAUAUACCCGAUUUGAAAAAAUUGGUCAAGGGGCAUCAGGAACUGUUUAUACAGCAAUAGAUAUCGCCACAGGACAAGAGGUGGCCAUAAAGCAAAUGAAUCUCCAACAGCAGCCCAAAAAGGAACUAAUUAUUAAUGAAAUCCUGGUCAUGAGGGAAAAUAAGAAUCCCAAUAUUGUUAACUAUUUAGACAGCUACCUAGUAGGCGACGAACUCUGGGUGGUUAUGGAAUACUUGGCUGGAGGCUCUUUAACCGAUGUUGUUACAGAGACGUGUAUGGAUGAAGGACAGAUAGCAGCUGUAUGUAGGGAGUGCCUGCAAGCACUGGAUUUCCUUCAUUCAAACCAAGUGAUUCACAGAGACAUCAAAAGCGACAAUAUUCUUCUCGGAAUGGAUGGAUCUGUCAAAUUGACUGAUUUUGGCUUCUGUGCUCAGAUCACCCCUGAACAGAGUAAAAGGAGCACAAUGGUCGGGACUCCUUACUGGAUGGCACCAGAAGUGGUGACACGAAAAGCAUACGGUCCCAAAGUUGACAUCUGGUCGCUCGGGAUCAUGGCAAUAGAAAUGGUGGAAGGAGAACCACCUUACCUUAAUGAAAAUCCUCUCAGGGCGCUGUAUCUGAUAGCUACAAAUGGGACACCGGAGCUGCAGAACCCUGAGCGACUCUCUGCCGUGUUUCGCGACUUUCUGAACUGCUGCCUGGAGAUGGAUGUGGACAGGCGAGGGUCUGCCAAGGAGCUUUUGCAGCAUCCAUUUUUAAAAUUAGCCAAGCCUCUUUCCAGCCUGACUCCUCUGAUCAUUGCAGCAAAGGAAGCAAUUAAGAACAGCAGCCGCUAGUGCUUCAGGCUGGCUUUCUCCCAUGCCAGCUCCCUCCAGAGCAGGACUGAGAAAAAAAAAACUCUAUAAAACCUCAACGCUUCUGCUGCAGGACGGAUGGAUGGAUGGAUGGACAGACCAACAGUCGCAGUCAUGGUGGUAGGAGGGGAGAACAACUGUUCUCCAGUCCCUCAAUGAGUAAAAACUUAUCACGUGUCUUCUUCCUGCUUUCUGGCUCCUUAAUUUAUUUUAAAAAUGAAACAGGGCUUAAGACAGAGAGGUAAUGACAGAAAAUGCUUUGCUGCUUCAGCCAUUUCCAAGGUAAAGCAAAUGCAGUUGGAAGAUUCCCUUCCUUCUCUCCCUGUGAAUAAGCUGUACAUUCACUUUUAAAUUGUCAAUUGUUUCUCAAAGAUGCAGAGUCCCUUUUAUGUUAUUUUUUUUAUAUGGUUUGGAAUUGGAGAAGGGUCUUCUUCAUUCAUAACUCCAGACUGCACUGCCUUUUGAAUACAGUCCACUCGCUGGUAUUUGCCCAAUCAUAAUACUUCUAGAUGAGGAAGAAAGUGAAAUUGCAUUUCCAACCAAAACCGAAUCAGGAGUGGAGCAGACAAAAUAUCCUGUUGAGAUACAGGCUUUCAACUGUGAAUAUAUAGUGUUUCUGUUCUUGGCAGUUUGAUUUGUAUAACUAGUUGUAAUAUGGGUGAGAGUCUUACUAAAACGAGAAAGCAGAAAGAUUGGUGUGCUCAGAAAGGGCUUGUGUGAUGCAAAGCUGUAAGAGAUGUGAAGUGAGAGCAGGUCCAGCCUUGCUCAGCGCCGAGCCCCAGCAGAUCCCUUUGCAGAGCACGGAGCAGUGUCUGCAGCCCCGGGCUGGAAGGAGGCGCUCAUAGCAGCGAGCAGCAGCAGCCUGGCGCUGGGUGCUCCCCUUUUCCUGGGACCAGACUGAUCGCCCCCAGUGUCAGAGCCAAACUGGCAGUGGGCUGCUUCUGAGGGUAACUGCAGCCAUGCUUCCCAACGCGCAGACCGGUGGGAUUAGCCCUCUUGGGUUUGUGCGGGAGCAAAGGAGGGAAAAACCGAGCUGGGCGUUGCUGUCACUUGUGAGGACGCCUGCUCCCCUGUCUUCUUGUAGCUCCUGGGAAAGGUCAGUAGCAUCCGUGCCCCUCUUGGCAGAGGGGAAGGCAGCCAGACUGCUCUGCAGGCUCCGUGCAGGUGAGUGUCCUUUAGGUGCACGAGUGCUGUCACAGGAACUGCGACACUGAUGCAAAUGAGUGACGGCUUCCAGGGUUCGGUUCUGCCUGAGCCAGUGCCCCGGACAACUUGGGAAGAAAGUGCAUUUAAACCUGAAGCCUCGCACUGAGCAAGAGCAAAGGUACGAAAUGCAGAGUAGAUUGCUGAAACAUUUAGAGCCAUAAAACCCACCUGCUUUCUGCUCUCCAGCAUACAGCAGGCACUGCUGAAUGCAGUUCUGAGUUGCUGAGGGAGAGUGAAUCCUGAAUGUGACUGAGGAUUGCGCUCAACUAGUCAGCUAAUUUGUAAGGGAGCAGAACAGUUGUAGUAUGCCGUUUGUGUUUUAUUUAUUCUUUUCUGAAAGAAAGUAGGAGUGCAGCUUCACUCAGAAAAAGCACUUGUAUGGGAUAUUUGUUGCUGUACUUUAUUGGUACAACUAAUCAAAGACCUCCAAAACAGCAUUUAAAUCAACACUUACCUAAUGAGCAAAAAAAUGAGUAAAACAGCUUUCUGCUGUAGUCUGUCAUGUUUAGGCCUGGUCCUGCAAGGGGCUAAGCAGACUUUAAGGUACUAAAAACCUUCCUGUUUUGCCGGUACGAAUGAAGGAUGUUUGGGCUACUCUUGAAUUAGGCUAUUAGCUUGUUUGGUUUUGGCUUCUUAUUUAGUCACAGUCUUUGUGUUGCAAAUGUCGUUAAUACUGCCUACUAACCCACCCUCACUCGCUCUGUCCAUCCCAGUGUCUUUGCUGAGGCAACAGGGAGAGGCGAUGCUCGUUAAGUUACCACAGCUAGGUACAAAUUAGCUUCUGGUGUCCUGGGGAGUACAACAGGUUUGAUUUUCAGAUACCCAAAUAUUGAAAAGAUUCUGCUGCUUUUGUGAGGCCGCAUUUUUCUCUGUCAGCUCAAGCUAUCUACCUGGGAGAUAAGCUUCCUUGAGAAAAAAAGAGCGACUGGGACUUGAGAAGGGCUGCCCUCCAUUUGUAAAGCAUUAAUCUGAAUGAAACAUGUUUGUAUUCCAUGUCAGAAGUGAAGAAACAAGUGACAGUUUCUCUUUCCAGUAAUGCUUUUAGUUUAUCCUACCCACAAAGGAACUGACAGCCGUCCUUUGAAAGGAAAGCACUUUUUUAUGGUACACGUUUGCUGGACAUACGAGAUACUUACAUUGACAGACUACACUACUUGAUUGGUUUUUUUUUCCUAUUUAUUUUCUUUAACAAUAAGUUUCUCAGCAUCUCUACUUUCCAGAAAAACUUCACAAGGAUAACAAAUAAAAAUAGGAAAUUGGAUAUUAGUAUUAUUUUUCUGAUCAUUGUAUGUUCCGGAAUACAGAAUACUGUUGACACUGGCUUUUUAAAUACAACUGCUUUAAUAAGAGGCCUUAGUUUUUAUUUUAUUAAAUUCUAUAUUUAUUUUUCUUUGCAUCAGCAAAUCCAGAGAUUUUUCUGCUAAAAAAAAAUUCUGUGAGGCAGAAAGGGUUCAACAGAAAUCAUCUCUGCCAGUGGUUCUUUUCUGCAUGGACUGUAAUUGCCCAGCUGAGAAUGUUUUAUGUACAGGGAAGCUCACCUCCAGCAUCUGGAGGCACCAGGCUUUGUGCUUAAGACAGUCUCAGGCACUAAAAUCUGAGUCACUAGAUACUGAAGGGUGGCGGCUGCUUUUAUCAUUUCCCAACUCUGAUAGGAAAUGUGGCAUAUUAAUAUUAAAAAAAAAAAAAUCUGUCCUGAGCUGGGUAGGUCUUGUACAUUAUUUACAGGUGCAAGAAGUAAGUUAGGAUUGACAAUAGUGUUGACCUUCCAGAAAGAGAAGAGGCUAAUAUUAUAAAAUCUCUGGAAUUAUCUCGGUUUUUUUUGGACUGCUAUCUUCAGAUUAAGCAAUUAGUUUACAUAUAUUUUUGAAAGUAUUAGAAAUAGGCUGUUUCUGUUGUUAAAUGCAUAGGUAAAUGUUAAAUACGUUUCAAACACUUUCAUUCCAAGAUUUUAAAAGACUGGUUAUUUGUGUUUAUUUUUAACUUCAUUAAAUGGUUAAAGAAAAUGAAAACAAAAAAA